AUGGAGGUCCUCAAUAGACCUGCCGUUCAGGCGUCUGGUGUACCAAUUUCCUGGACGCUUUAUUUCCCUAGCGAGGAGUUCUCUCCCGAGGACAGACGAGCCGAGCUCAUAAAAUCGCUCAUUGACGGAUUCCUCACGGAGAAAGGCCAGCAGCUGCUGCAGCAGGCCGAUCCUAAGGAGCUGUCUCUGUUUUCAAGAUGGACGGUCAGCAUGGAGUCAUUGAAGCAGCAUCUGCAGCCUGCGUGCAGCGCUGGCCAGAGUGAUCUGGGCGCAGCUGCGGAGUUGCUGCUUCAAGCGCUUGAAGCAGCGCCUGAGGAAGCACUGGCCUGCCUCGGUGCUGCUGCCACUGAGAUGUUUCUGGAGAGAGGCCUGAUCGAGGCCCCAGCCCUUCCCUCUGCGUCAGCAUGUGCCUCACAGCACGCCUCCUCUCGCCUGGCUGUGAGGCUGGUGGACCACACUGACUCAGUCAUCGAGUUCAAGAAGCUCAAAGCCAGCAGCCUCGAUCGGCUGGUGACAGUGUGUGGGACGGUGGUGCGGGUGGGUCCACUGCGGCCUCUAGUGGUGGCAAUGGAUUUCACCUGCACUCGCUGCGGCGCCAUCACCUCGCUCUCCUUCCCUGACGGCCGUUUCACCCAGCCUACUGCUUGCGGUCAUGACAACUGCCGCAACCGCACCUUCUUGCAAAACCGGGCAGGUGCCCGGAAAAUAAACUUUCAGACAAUACGUCUUCAGGAGCUGACAGGCGGCACGGGAGGGGGAGAGGACAUGGGGAGGAUGCCGCGGGUGGUUGACUGCGAGCUGAGGGAGGACCUGGCGGAUGCGUGCCUGCCGGGGGACGUGGUGGCAGUGUGUGGGAUUGUCAAGAUCAUCAACAACGAGACGGACGUGGGAGGAGGGCGGUCCAAGAAGAGAGAACAAUGCCUUUUCCAGCUCUACAUUGAUGCCAUCUCUGUCGUCAACGCCAACUCCCAGUCCACUACCCCAAGCGCCGCCGCCACCACUGCUGCAACUGCCACCCCUGCUCUCCGCUCUCCUCCCUCUGCGGGUGGUGCGAGUGGAGGGGCGGUGGAGCUGGGCGAGGAGGACCUGAGGGGCAUAUUGGAGUAUGUGGUGGAGCAUGAGGGCGAGGGCGACCUGUUUCAGCACAUCGUGCACUCCUUCUGCCCCUCCAUCUACGGCCAUGUGCUUGUUAAAGCGGGCAUUAUACUGUCGCUCUUUGGAGGUGUGCGCAAGCAUGAAGGGGAUGCCAACCGCGUGCCAGUCAGGGGCGAUGUGCACGCGCUGCUAGUGGGAGAUCCAGGCAUGGGCAAGAGCCAGCUGCUCAAAGCAGCAGCAGCGGUGGCACCUCGUGGGGUGUAUGUGUGUGGCUCUGGCGCCUCCUCUGUGGGGCUCACAGUGGCCGUGGUGAAGGACGGGCCUGGUGGGGAGUACGCAUUCGAAGCAGGAGCAAUGGUGAUGGCGGAUCAGGGCACGUGCUGCAUUGACGAGUUUGAUAAGAUGGGCAACGAGCAACAGGCGCUAUUGGAGGCCAUGGAGCAGCAGAGCGUGAGUGUGGCCAAGGCAGGACUGCUGGCAAACUUCAGUGCGCGCACUGCAGUGCUGGCUGCUGCUAACCCCGUUUGCGGGCAUUACAAUCGAGCGCGCACACUAAACGAGAAUCUGAAGCUGUCUGCCGCUCUGCUGUCAAGAUUCGAUUUGAUCUUCAUUCUCCUGGACCGCCCAGACCACCACACGGACCAACGUCUGUCAGAGCACGUGCUACAGAUGCAUGCGGGCAUGCCAUCUCGCUCCAAGGCAUCCAAACGCAGCUCCCAUCUCUUCCUCACGGCCCCAUCAGCCACGGACGGCCAUGCAUCGCACCUCGACCUGCCCCUCUCCCACCGCCUCCGCCUGCGCUCCUCUGCUGCCCGCAACUUCUCCCCCCUCUCCCCUGCUCGCCUGCGCCAGUACAUUGCAUAUGCCCGCACGCAUGUGCACCCCAGGCUCUCAGAGGAGGCGCGUGCAGUGAUCAAGGCGUUCUAUUUGCGGCUGAGGGAGCACAGCCGCGCCAUGGACGGCCCUCCAAUCACAGCGCGCCAGCUGGAGAGCCUCGUCCGGCUUGCCGAGGCUCGGGCCCGUGUGGAGCUGCGGGAGGAAGUUACCGAGGCUGAUGCCCAGGAGGCAGUGGAGCUGAUGGGGGAGUGCUUGCUGGACAAGCUAACAGACGAGGCGGGCAACAUUGACGCGGGGCGGGGCGGCAGCUCGAGCAAGUCAAAGGAGUCAAAGCGGUUCCUUGCCGCCCUGCAACGCACGGCUAAGCAGGCAAUCAAAACGUGCUUCUCAAGGAAGGAGCUGGCCCAGUUAGCGGAUGACAUGUGUCUGAGAGUGCCGGAUCUCGAUGCACUGAUUGACAGCCUGAAUGAAGCGGGCUUCCUGCUGAAGAAGGGUGGAGGGCUCUUCCAGGUACGAGUCACCCUCAUCACUCUUGAGUCGGCUCAUUAG
Closterium sp. Naga37s-1 is the source of this 2481-nucleotide messenger RNA. The record is from the annotation of a GenBank genome assembly. Lineage: Eukaryota; Viridiplantae; Streptophyta; Zygnematophyceae; Desmidiales; Closteriaceae.